Molecule: messenger RNA, 1254 nt
Organism: Caenorhabditis remanei
Lineage: Eukaryota; Metazoa; Nematoda; Chromadorea; Rhabditida; Rhabditidae
Exons: 7
Coding region: 1-1254 (417 amino acids)
Source: RefSeq, a predicted model, not a curated record
AUGAAGACAUCAAUGUUAACAUCCCUCAAAUGUCCCAACAAAACAAACCAUCGCCCUCCAAAAACCGGUCCAGUUGCUCCAACACCAACGAGUUCUCGUCCAGGAGCUUCACCUCCAGAUACUCCUUCUCCAGAUGCUCCUUCUCCUGUUGCUCCAUCAAAUGCGAAUCCCGUCGCAAGGAUUCGGAAUUCGACGAUGAUGAGUCCCAGAGGCUCCAGUUCAUCUAUGUCUUCAGAUUAUUUGGAACAACAAGCAGAUGAACUACCAAACAUCAACAUCUCUGAAGAACCAACUUCUAAGAAGCCAAGGAAAAUCUAUCCUCAAAAAUUCGAUGAUGGUGUGGAAUAUGAUGUUCCAGGAGUUCCAAGCUCAUCUUCUCGAGACUUCAUUAUGUUGAUGUCCCUAAUGGUGCGAAUGUUUUGUAUGUUUCUAUUACUUCUCACGGAGACAAUCUAUCCUGUAAUUUUCAGAUCUGACAGUACCAACAAGCGAAAGAUGGAGGUCAUCGUUGAUCAUGUGUGCAAAGCUUUCUGCCCGAAGGGAGCAACAGGACAGGCUGUCGCAGAACUCGCUGCCUUCCCGACACUUACCCGAGACGUCGUUAUUGUGUCAAUCGGAAAACUUUUGUCUUUGCGGGACCCAACGCAAAGAAGACUAGGGAGAGGUGCCAAUGCCCCAAAGAACUUCGAGGCUUCCUGUUUUGCAAAGAACUAUGUCAAUCCGACGGAUAGAGUGAUUGAGGAGCUCCAGAAAUAUGAUGAACAAUACCACGAGGAGUGCGAUAAUACCGAUGACAUCAUAAAAAUGUAUCCCAAGUUCAUCUUCUUGGUCUCUCAAGGAGGGGAAGACUACUUCUUCUCUCCGAGGGAACCCGUGGUGAAAGGAGAAGAUAGAUUACUGUUGGAGGAGAAAGUGAAAAUCGUCAGCAAAUUCAAGGAUCACUGUGCCACCAAGGAGCAGUUGGCACUCGUUCGGAAGAUCCUCUCAAGAGUGAAAGCAGGAGGAAUUAUCAACUACAUCAAGAAUGGAUAUUGCCAUGGAUUCUACAUGCCCGAGUCCUUGGACGACGAGAUGACAGACAUCUCGGGCGGUCCAACAAUAUUCCCGGAAUAUGCUGAAGAAGAAGGUGCAGUGAAGAAGAUUAUGGAGAAUCUCGGAAUGGAAGAAUCAGAGUUCGACGAAUUCAGUGGAGCCAGCUGGAAACUCCCAAUGAUUAUUAUUUUGGGACUCAACAAUCAAAACUCAACAAUUUAG